Penicillium salamii is the source of this 231-nucleotide messenger RNA. The record is from the annotation of a GenBank genome assembly. Lineage: Eukaryota; Fungi; Ascomycota; Eurotiomycetes; Eurotiales; Aspergillaceae.
AUGAAUGACAGGCGCAUGGAUGCAGUCGAUGCUUUGCCUCUCGCAAUUCCUCAUAUCGUGUUGGCCUCCAAGGACGAACCAGCCGAGGCAGUUGCAGGAUAUGCAAAGACAAUUGAGAGCAGUUCUAAAGGUGGAGUUGUUGAGACCUACUCCAAAAUGUGGCAUGGGUGGAUGAGUGCUCGUGCGGACCUGGAUGGGGAGGAGAGUCGAGUUGAAUACAUUCGGGGGUGA